Molecule: messenger RNA, 1620 nt
Organism: Leptopilina heterotoma
Lineage: Eukaryota; Metazoa; Arthropoda; Insecta; Hymenoptera; Figitidae
Product: F-box/WD repeat-containing protein 9-like
Exons: 7
Coding region: 226-1473 (415 amino acids)
Cellular component (GO): preribosome, large subunit precursor
Molecular function (GO): protein binding
Source: RefSeq, a predicted model, not a curated record
ACUACGUGAGGCAUGUAAAAACAUCAGUUCAGAUGGUUUUAUUGUAAACAAUGAAAAUCUAAAAGAGAAAGAAAAAAAUAAUAUUUACAUUAUGUUUCUAUAUUAUAUUAUAUUAAAAAAAAUAAAGUGUUAAUUACUCAAUAUUAUAAAAGACAACAAUAUUAAAUAGAUGAAAAACGGAAAAAAAUCAACGAGACGAAAAUAUAUUUCGUUACAAUAAUAAUAAUGUCCGACGAAGAAAAAGUAAAUGUUUCACAUGAAGACGAGGAGAAUUGUCAGGAUGAAGGGACAUUUUCUCUUUCUCUUUUGGAUUUACCAGUCGAAGUUUUCCUUCAUAUCUGCUCGUUCUUGGAUGCAAAAACUUUGGUCCACGGCUUAGGUUUAGUGUGCAAGCAAUUUCAUGAAAUUUUAAAUGAUGAUUCUUUGUGGAAGGUUAGAAUUAAUCAAAUUUGGCCAAAUGUCAGGUAUCCAACUCUUCCACAAGACGAGGAAGAUGAACUAUUUUGGAAAUUAUCGUGUGUCGCUAUCGAAAGGCAGACAUCACUUUGGCAUGAUGAGGAUUCGAUGGAGAAAUUGACAUUGAGCAAUGUGCAUUACAGCAUGGUUGAUGGAGUUCUUCUAAUGCAUAAUGGACAACUGUGUAUUUCGGGUGCAAGAGAUCGAACAUUGGUCUUGUGGCGUUUACCAAACGAUGAGGACAAAUGUGCAAAAUCAAUGUCAGUUGAUUUGGCGCACAAUGGAUGGAUUUGGGACUUGACAUCGAUAGGUGAUACGAUUUACAGUUGCAGUUGGGACAAGACAAUAAAAGCUUGGGCCUUGUCCGAUGCUGGUCUCACCCAUUUAACAACCUAUGAACUAUCACUCCCUGGUGCUUUAUUGUCAAUCACAUCGUGUCCGGAACUAUCGCUAUUUGCAACAGGAUCAUUCUGCAAAUCUGUCGUUUUAUUUGACUCGCGAACUGAUUCGAAACCAGUGGGUAUUUAUCAAGCACAUCAAAGGGCUGUCAUUGGUCUGGCAAUGAAUUCCAAUUACAUUAUUUCUGCCAGUGAGGAUAAGACUGUUGUUAUUUACGAUCACCGCACACAACGAUUUUUAAAUAAAUUCGCAAUUUCCGACGAUUCAUUUCCGAUGAGUUUGUGUAUGCGAGACGAUGUCGUUUACGUGGGCGAUAAGGGAGGAAAAUUACAUAUUUUAGAUCCGAAAAAAAAUUACGAAUGUGUAAAAACAUACGAUACGGCACACGAUAAGGGAAUAACCGGAGUUUAUUGUGCCGAUGGUUGUUUAAUUACGAGUUCAAUGGAUAAGACUGUGAGGAUUUUAAGUCCAACCGAUCCGCCGCAAAUUAUCACGACAUUAAAUUGCGGUUACGGUGAAAUUGCGGGUAUUGAUUACUUAAACGAGGUUCUUGCGGUUUCCGGUAUCGAGGCAGUUGAAAUCUGGAGACCGAAACGAAAUACCGAAAGUACAUUGUGAUAUUUUUAUUUUGUAUUAAUUUUAAACUAACAUUUUCAUCAGAAAACGUAUAAUAAUAAUAAUUUAUAUACUUUUUAUCAAAUGUAUUAGAUUUUAAGUUGCCCAUAAGACUAAUAUAUUUAAUAAAGAUUUUAAUAAAAAUUUUAA